UUAGAGAAUAACCAGAGUGACACGUCGCAAAUUCCCCAUAAUCAAGGAGAACUUUUCCGGGUGGUGAUCUCUGAAAUUGCUCAGCGAGCACCCCUAAUUAACCUGAUUUUUUGCUGAUAAUCACUCACAAUGGAAUCAAAUCAAAAAUCGGGGGAUGGAUUGACCGGCACACAGAAAGAAGCUGCUCUCCGUGCAUUAAUUCAGCGCACAGGAUAUAGUUUGAUACAGGAAAAUGGACAAAGAAAGUACGGAGGUCCACCGCCUGGCUGGGAUGCCCCGCCACCGGAGAGGGGCUGUGAGAUUUUCAUUGGGAAAUUACCCCGAGACCUUUUUGAAGAUGAACUUAUCCCAUUAUGUGAAAAAAUUGGUAAAAUCUAUGAAAUGAGAAUGAUGAUGGACUUCAAUGGAAACAAUAGGGGAUAUGCCUUUGUAACAUUCUCUAAUAAACAGGAGGCUAAGAAUGCAAUCAAGCAACUUAAUAACUAUGAAAUUAGGAAUGGACGACUCCUAGGGGUUUGUGCCAGUGUAGACAACUGCCGUUUGUUUGUAGGAGGAAUCCCAAAAAACAAGAAGAGAGAAGAAAUUUUAGCAGAGAUGAGGAAAGUCACAGACGGGGUCAUUGAUGUCAUUGUGUAUCCCAGUGCAGCAGACAAAGCAAAAAACCGUGGCUUUGCUUUUGUGGAAUACGAAAGUCAUCGAGCAGCAGCAAUGGCAAGAAGAAAACUGCUACCAGGAAGAAUACAGUUAUGGGGACAUCCUAUUGCUGUAGACUGGGCAGAACCAGAAGUUGAAGUUGAUGAAGAUACAAUGUCAUCAGUUAAAAUCCUCUAUGUGCGAAACCUUAUGCUAUCAACCACUGAAGAGACGAUUGAAAAAGAAUUCAACAAUAUUAAACCAGGUGCAGUUGAAAGAAUAAAGAAAAUCAGAGACUAUGCAUUUGUACACUUUAAUAACAGAGACGAUGCAGUUGAAGCUAUGAAAGCCUUAAAUGGGAAGGUGCUGGAUGGUUCCCCUAUCGAAGUGACAUUAGCAAAACCAGUAGACAAAGACAGUUACGUUAGACACACCAGAGGCACAGGGGGACGAGGUACCGUGCUACAAGGAGAAUACACUUACACGUUUGGACAUGUGUAUGAUCCCGCCACAGCCUACCUUGGAGCUCCAGUCUUCUAUGCACCUCAGGCCUACGCAGCUAUUCCUAACCUUCAUUUCCCUGCCACCAAGGGUGACCUCAGCAGUAGGGGCAUUAUCCGACCUCCAUCUAUUAGAGAAAUUUACAUGAAUGUACCUGUAGGGGCUGCGGGAGUUAGAGGACUAGGAGGACGUGGAUAUUUGGCUUACACUGGCCUGGGUCGUGGAUACCAGGUUAAAGGAGAAAAGAGGGGAGAAGACAAACUCUACGAUCUUUUGCCUGGAAUGGAGCUUACCCCAAUGAACCAUAUCGCUUUAAAACCACAUGGAAUUAAACUUGCUCCUCAGGUCUUAGAAGAAAUCUGCCAGAAAAAUAACUGGGGACAUCCUGUUUAUCAGCUUCAUUCUGCAAUUGGCCAGGACCAAAGACAACUAUUCCUAUAUAAAAUCACUAUUCCUGCCCUUGCCAGCCAGAAUCCUACUAUACAUCCCUUCACACCUCCUAAGCUUAGUGCUUAUGUUGAGGAAGCCAAGACAUAUGCUGCAGAAUAUACUCUUCAGACCUUGGGCGUUCCCACAGAGGGAGCAGAGACUCCUGCUACAGCUCCUGCUUUUCCAGGUACGUGA
Terrapene triunguis (Three-toed box turtle) is the source of this 1758-nucleotide messenger RNA. RefSeq names its product APOBEC1 complementation factor (gene A1CF). The transcript has 11 exons. Gene Ontology annotation, cellular component: nucleus. Gene Ontology annotation, molecular function: mRNA binding. Bases 130 to 1758 code for a protein of 542 amino acids. The record is from RefSeq and is a predicted model, not a curated record. NCBI's taxonomy places the organism in Eukaryota, Metazoa, Chordata, Testudines, Emydidae.